AGAAUAGAGCCAGCAGAUGCCAUGAAUGUUUUGUUUACUAACCUGCUUCAGGGCAGGCGGUCUCUCUUCCUUGUAGCAAAGGCAGCUAACCUUCGUUCUUGCUGACAGCGGAGUUCUAGCCGGACUGUGUGCUUGCCUGUGUCAGCUGACGUUAGCAUGAGAGCUAGCAUUCGGAUUUCGUGGUGAAUUUUGGGUUUAUUUUCGUUGCUUUUUUGUUGGUUUCGUCCUGUCAACGGAUACUCUUUUUUUAAAGAGGAACACUAUGAGAUAAAAAUAAGAACAUUUGUCAAAACCUUCUGAGUUGUAGUUAGCUAGCAGCUAGGAGGGACGAAUCUUUAUAACUUCAUGCUAACGCAAAGGGACUUUAUCGAAACCAGUUUGCGGCUGCGCGGAGAAGAAUGUGUUUUAGUCUUUAAGUUGCGGGCACACUCUGUUGACAGUGACCAUAAAUGCUGAUUAAAUGGCAAAAACCGAGCAGGGCAAUGGACUCCAGAUGCGUGGCAGCUCCGAGAAGUUGACAGAAAAUGGGAACGGCGGUUCUCCGGCUCCUGACCCAGAGGUGAACGGAAACAUCACCGAGGACAGGCAGGUGGACAAGUACGGGUUCCUGGGAGGCGCUCAGCAGACCUCCGGAGAACUAACUGAAGAAAUUCCCAUUGUGGUUUUGAGGCAGCGAGAAGCAAAAUGGCUGGAGAUGCUCAACAGCUGGGACAAAUGGAUGGCCAAAAAUCACAAGAAGGUAAAAGAGCGGUGUCAGAAGGGAAUCCCCCCAUCCCUCCGGGGUCGGGCCUGGCUCUACCUCACCGGGGGCAAAGUGAAAAGAGAACAGAACCAGGGAAAGUUUGAGGAGUUGGACAACAAGCCUGGAGAGCCAAACUGGGUUGAUGUCAUUGAGCGAGACCUUCACCGACAAUUCCCCUUUCAUGAAAUGUUCGCAGCGAGAGGAGGUCAUGGGCAGCAGGACCUGUUCCGAGUGCUGAAGGCUUACACUCUGCACCGGCCUGAAGAGGGUUAUUGUCAGGCUCAGGCUCCCAUUGCUGCGGUGCUGCUGAUGCAUAUGCCAGCUGAGGAUGCUUUUUGGGUUCUUGUUCAGAUCUGCGAGAAAUAUCUUCCUGGAUACUACAGCAAAGAGUUGGAGGCAAUCCAGCUGGAUGGGGAAAUUUUGAACGCUCUGCUUCGAAAGGUGUCUCCUGUAGCCCACCGUCAUCUGAAAAAUCAGAAGCUGGAGCCUAUCCUGUAUAUGACUGAAUGGUUCAUGUGUGCCUUUUCCCGGAGUCUGCCGUGGGCAUCAGUGCUGCGAGUCUGGGAUAUGUUUCUCUGCGAGGGAGUGAAGAUCCUCUUCAGAGUGGCUCUGGUUCUGCUGAAAUGCACACUAGGAUCCCAAGAAAAACUGAAGGCCUGCCAAGGUUUCUAUGAGACUUUGGAGUCGCUCCGGACUAUAAAGCCCCAGUACAUGAAGGAGGGGUUCUUGGUCCAUGAGAUCAUAGAGCUGUCAGUGUCCGAGAAAGACAUUGAGAAGGAACAUCUCACUCAGCUGCGGCGCUGGAAGGAGAACCGUGGAGAGGCACCCUGUAAGUCCCCUCCAAGGAUGCACGGUGCCAAGGCUAUAAUGGCUGCCGAGCCACCCAGCCGACUGGAUCUGAGACAGAAACCCACCAUCAUCGUGGAGUCCCCACUAGCGUCCAAAACAGACGGGGUCCAAGCAGAGGAAACCAGGAAAAGCAGAACGACUGUACAGGACAAUGGCCCUGCAGUAAUUCCCCCACCUAAAGAGUUCGCCAAUCCUUACCCCGCUCACAGCGACCCCGUGCCGUUACUGAAACCCACAACCUUACAGGUGUCCAAAGAAAGUCUGAGUAGUGAGGAGCAUGACACAUACCUUUAGAGGGCCAACGUUUGCAUCCGUUUACAACAUUCCAAGCUCACAUGUGUUAGCAGAAACUCUUACAGGUUUUCUGUCUCAGGAUUCAGUGUUUAGCUGGGAAAUUUACAUUUAUUGUUUAGUCACAACACUCCACUCCCAUUAUCCAAGCUGCUGCCUAGUAAAAGUGCAAUUUUCUGAUAGGAAGUUGAGCGUGAAUGUGUAUGAAGCUUUGAAAACUGCUUCUAAACAUGUUUGUUUGUCCAUCCAAGGCCUUGCAAGGACAUAGGUGAGUUUUCACUCAUAGAUUGAUUGACAAUGUGUAUAUUUUAGAGCAGAUUCCACCUCCUGCUGCUAUUCCAGAGAUUUAGAUUUGCUUUGUCAUUACAAAUAAGCUUUUUCUAGUGCACCUUCAACUUGUGUUCUUCCGUUUGCCUGUAUUAUCCACUACAUUUACCUGACCUUGUUUGUCUUAGUUGAUCAUUCUCGCACAUGAAGUAAGAUUAGUGCCCCAUCAUAGGCUUGUCUUUACCAUCUUUGAACACAAGGGGGCGAUCUAACAUUAUUAUUCUGCCUGUGCCAUACCCAGGUGACAUGUUUGGAGAAUGAAGAAAUGAAGUGUAAGGAUAUUUUUGCCAAUAAGCCAAAGAUUUGUAAUUCAUAUUUUACGUAAAUAUAAAUGUAUAUGGAAGU
This is a messenger RNA of Oryzias melastigma (Indian medaka), 2554 nucleotides long. RefSeq names its product TBC1 domain family member 10A. Lineage: Eukaryota; Metazoa; Chordata; Actinopteri; Beloniformes; Adrianichthyidae. Bases 461 to 1885 code for a protein of 474 amino acids. The record is from RefSeq and is a predicted model, not a curated record. The transcript is spliced from 9 exons.